Molecule: messenger RNA, 660 nt
Organism: Glarea lozoyensis ATCC 20868
Lineage: Eukaryota; Fungi; Ascomycota; Leotiomycetes; Helotiales; Helotiaceae
Exons: 2
Coding region: 1-660 (219 amino acids)
Source: RefSeq, a predicted model, not a curated record
AUGUUUUGGUCAAUUCAAUAUGCUGCUACUCUCUUCUUCCUGCUUCUACUUUCUCAUUCAACUAUAGCAGCACCAACAUCUAUCUCAUCAUCAUUCAUCAAACGCCAAGAUCCAGCUGUAACCUCCCUCGUAAACAUGCUCAUCGAAGAUCUCAGCAACUCCACGAACGAAAUCACAGUCCGAGUCGGCCGUAUAGUCGAAAUCAGCAGAGAUCCAGCCAUCCAAGACAAACGGACGCCAAUCGGACCAGUCUGCGACGACAUAUUUCUGAUUGUUGCUCCUACUGGUUUCCUCCGAAGGAAGCUUGUAGAAGUAACAGUUGGCAGUAGCAAUCACGACGACGCAAUCUUCUCAAACCUAGAAAUCUCAAGACAUGGAGUUAUCGACACCAGCGGUAGAGCUAUAGACGUAACGCCUUCCACCGUAGACGUUACGGACGAGAGUUUCUAUGGAAAGAUCAAGGCUUUAGAGGGGACACCGAAUGCGGCUGUUGAUUUUGCCAGAUUAACCGACCAAGCCUUUUUUAAUACCGUAACACAAAUGGGCGUUAUCUGGAACGACAGAAUGGUUCCAAGUGUCGAGGGGCUUAUGAAUGCAGCAAGUCUUGCCAGUGGCCAAGGAGGUGACUUGCCUCCGCUGAUUAGGGCUGAUAUUGAUUAA